AUUGGAUCUUAUGAAACGUCAAAAACCGUUCAAAUGGCGCGCUUUGUUAUGGCAUGAAUUUAUCGUGAAUUUAAUUUAUUUUGUGACGAUAAUAGUGGAAUUAUAGUAUUAGUGUGUGCAAUAAGUAAAAACAAUGGCGUCUAACAACAAAACUUUGUAUCUAAUUGCAACCAAAUUGGGUUUGGGCGAAGAAGAAAAAGUUUUAAAGAAAGCCGCAGAGUUUGAGAGACUGCUGCAGACAAAGAACAUGGCAGGCAGCAAUAUAACAGAUACCAGUAAAAUUGUCAUCUGUUUGGACUUGGCUGCUAGUGUUUUGGGAGCGGAUAUAGAUAUUAAAUCUGCAGUAAAAUACUCGGGACUCAAGACCUCAACUUAUACUAACACAAAGAAGGUGGUGCAAAAUCUUCUGGAGCUGAACAGUGAUAGACUGACCACCACCAUGCUGUGUCUCACGCUGCAGUGCACCGGAGUACAGGACCUCGCUGACAGGAUACUCGCAGAGUACCAGCGGCAGGCUAAAGUGGAAGUGGACCUAAACCUGCCCCAGUAUGUCUGUAUGGCUGUUUAUCAAGCUUGCAGGCUAAAUAAAGUGAAAGUACCAAAGAGUAAGAUAGUAGAGAAGUCAAGACUGAAGCCUGCACAGUGGACCAAGCUAGACGCCGACUGGACCAAGUUCACUGACCUCCACUUCGAAGCCGCCAAGAAGAAGGGAAGACAAACUAAGAAAGCUGCUGAAAUUGCGGAAAAUGAAGAUUUAAUGGAGGUUGAUAUGCCUAAAACAGAUGAGGUUUUAGAAGAUAAAAUAGAGUCUUACGAAGACUGGAAGCAACGUAUGUUGGAGGCUGCGUAUAAAGAGUUGAAGGAACUAGAGAAAAAUGAGAAGAAAAUUGUGACCCCAAGAAAGUCGCCUCGGAAGACCCCACAAAAGUUUGCCCCCUACAAGAGUCCGGUCAAGACAAAUGGCGUAAGAUUAUUAUUUCCUCUAGAUGUAUGAUUUAAAUUGUAGGUUAUUUUAUUAUUUGUUUGUAAUUUAUUUCGACUCCGAUUUUUUUUAAGUAAUGGAUUGACAUUUUUAGUUUUUUUUUUUUUUUAGUUAGUAAUGAAUUGUAUUUUAAGUUAGUUUUCGUAAUUAUAAUUUUGAUUUAGUAU
Molecule: messenger RNA, 1149 nt
Organism: Spodoptera frugiperda (fall armyworm)
Lineage: Eukaryota; Metazoa; Arthropoda; Insecta; Lepidoptera; Noctuidae
Gene: Orc6
Product: origin recognition complex subunit 6
Exons: 6
Coding region: 134-994 (286 amino acids)
Biological process (GO): DNA replication initiation; DNA replication
Cellular component (GO): nuclear origin of replication recognition complex
Molecular function (GO): DNA binding
Source: RefSeq, a predicted model, not a curated record